This is a messenger RNA of Owenia fusiformis, 2290 nucleotides long. The record is from the annotation of a GenBank genome assembly. Lineage: Eukaryota; Metazoa; Annelida; Polychaeta; Sabellida; Oweniidae.
CGAUUACUUCCGACCAAGCUCGUUUUGAAUAUUAUUUUACAUUUUAUGGAAUUAUGAGUACCUCUGGGUCCGUGUCGAAGGGCUGCUUUGCGUUCCCUGGGAAAAGAAAGCAAGCACGAGCGGAAGAUUUUCUGGAGGCCAGUAAGCAGGAGUGUAAUACAGAGUGCUAUCACACGUACAAACUACAAUGGCAACAUAUGGAAGAAGCGAUACAGUUUCUCCAGGCAGAGAUAAGUGGUCAGAUCUUUGAUGAUCUGUUAAAGUUUACAGAAGCAGCGCAUAGCAACAAUCCACAUGAUAAAACAGUUCGGGAAAUACCAACAGCUGCUCUUAUUACAGGAGUAAAUGUGACGGACCAUGACGAUAUGUUCAGCAAUUUAACGGCAAUGUUGAAAGAUAGAGUGACAUCACAUGUUGCGUUGCUGAAAUCGAAAGAUGGCACCAAUAUGAAAACACUGGUAGGGAAGACAUUAUCGCAAUUGAUGGCUUCGGGAGAAAUGUUGUUAGAUGAUGAGGACCAAGACCAAGACACAUUGAAUGUUAAGAGAAUAAGUCCAUCUAUUUCUGUACUGGCUUCCUGGUAUAGUCACAUAUCAACACUGAAGAAACAGAUAUCAAGUCCUAGGAAAAGGAAUAGUUCAGGUGCAGUAAUAAAAGAGGGCAGCACUAGACCACCUGUUGUGAUAAUCCUCCAAGACAUCGAGGGAUUCCCUGCACGUGUCUUACAAGAUUUCAUAACCAUUUGCCAUAACUACCUCAGUCAGAUUCCAUUUGUGUUUGUUUUUGGUAUUGCUACCACAGUAACGGCUGUUCAUAAACUCCUCCCCCAUGCUGUCUCCUCCCUCCUCUGUCUCGAGAAAUUCCAGGCUCUUCCAGCAACUGAGCAUCUCAGCCAAGUUAUAGACACAGUAUUACUGACAGACAGGUUUACAUUCAAACUGAGCAGUAAAGUUUUCAAGCUUAUCCUAGACACAUUCCUCUACCAUGACUUUUCAAUACAUAGUUUCAUCAAAGCUCUUCAGUUCUGUAUGCUGGAGCACUACACUGUGAGACCAAUUAGUCUACUCUGCUGUGAUCUGGAAGAAGCUGAGGAAAGAGUGGAGUCUCUUACUGCCAAACAAAUAGACCAAUUCAGAACUCUUCUUUCAUUUAGAAGAUAUGUUGAAUGCUGCCCGCCAAAGGAUCAGAUAUCUCUACUCACUGAAUCAGCAUACACCAAGAAAAGAAUACUACAUAUGCUCGCAAGACUUGGUAGAUACCACAGCACCUUUUUUCCUGUAUUGAGGUGCCUACAUUACAUCGUUGGAUCAUUACCUGGGUAUCCAUUAGGCAAACAGCUGAGAGAAGUCUAUAGUUGCAGCUUGGAGCGAAACAUUUUCGAAACAGAGGGCUUCAAGGAAUCAUUACAAAUACUCAGAAAUCUUUCCAGGGAUGAGUUAUUUGAGAAGAUAACAAAAUGUCUGGAGUACUUUACAUCAGACGAGGCUUAUGUUGAUGUAGCAGAGACACUACUCGAGUUUGCUUCUAAGUUACAGUCUGGUGAAGAUCUAGGUGCUUUAUACGAGAGUGCAGACAGCGCAGACUCUGCAGAGGAUGAACAAGAAGCUACAGCACUCCCUAAGAAAACUGACAUGUACACACUUCGUAAGAGUUUACAAGAACUUGGCAAGAGGAAGAAGAAACUAACCAUCUUUGAGAAAUUGAGGAGUGAUAUCUUUGAUUACUUGGAGAAAGUUUUCAGAAAAUUCCUACCAUGUCCUCGGUCUCUACCUCUACAUGAAAUAUUCUACUAUGACCACAUUACCACAGUUCGGGGGUCUAUCAACGGAGCCCCACGUCUUGCAAUACAAACAGCUCUAUCUAAUCCUACACAAUAUCUACAGUGUAACUGUUGUAGUGUAGAAGGAGGCAUAGAAGCUACAUUACCAGAUAUAUGUAAAGUCUACAAACUACAUGUGGAGUGUGGACGUCUCAUCAACCUCUAUGACUGGCUUCAGGCAUUUACCAUGGUAACCUCUGGUGACGAGGCUUCCUCACCUGAUAAACAAAUGCAAGCAAGGUUUAUUCGUGCAGUUUCAGAGAUGCAGUUUUUAGGUUUUAUAAAACCGACCAAGAGGAAGACGGACCACGUUGCUAGGCUGACUUGGGGAGGAUGCUAGAAAUCAACCAGCAUCAACAUUAAUCUAGAUUUGUCAUCUUAGUGGGAAUUUUCUUGAAAACAUCUAGAUUGACUUCAAGAAAACAAGAUGGUCGGCACCAAAUAGAUUCAAACUGAAUAAAGCAAUAUUGA